CAGUCUAUAUUUGAACGUUGAACGGUUUUGUUUUGUGAGUCAAAAAGUCGGACUCACACACAACUCAUAUGACGUUCGUCUAUUUUAACAACUAACAACGAAUGAAAAAAUAAUACAAUUAAACGUUUUUACUGAAAGUUUAAACAAAAUAAAAGAAAAUUGAAAAAAAAAAGAAUUAAAUAAAAUAAUAAAUAAAAAGAAAUAUAGUAAAAUAUAGAAAACCGGUUACUUACUGACAGACUGACAUACAUUUUUCUCGUUACGUUUUUGAUUUUUUGUAUUUUUACGGUUUAUUUGAAAAAUUAAAUAAUAAUAGAAAAUAUUUACUUUAAUGAAAAGGUGUUAAUAUUAUUAAAAUUAAUUUAAUAAAAAGUGUAAUAUAAAAAAAAUAUUAAGUGAAUUAUUUGCUGUUAGAGAACGAGAUACGAUUUCAAUAUGUCGGAGGAGGCGUUGGUGCCGGUUAAAUAUCCAAAAUCUGUGGGUUUUAUCAUCAGCAAUGAGUUUUGUGAACGUUUCAAUUAUUAUGGCAUGAGAACCAUUUUGGUUCUCUACCUCACCAGUAAAUUGCAUUAUGAUAAAGACACUUCAACGGUUUUGUUUCAUGUCUUUACCAUGUUGGUGUAUUUGUGCCCCCUGGUGGGUGCCAUUGUUGCUGACAGUUGGCUGGGUAAAUUUAAGACAAUCCUAUAUUUGUCUAUAGUUUAUGCGAUUGGUGGCAUUAUUGUGGCCUUGGGUGCAGUGCCGUCUCUUAAUUUACCGGUGCAGCCUGCAACAAUACUGGGUCUGGUUCUUAUAGCCAUUGGAACAGGUGGCAUCAAACCGUGUGUUUCGGCUUUUGGUGGUGAUCAAUUCAAACUACCCGAACAAGCCAAACAACUGGCCACAUUCUUUUCGCUUUUUUAUUUUGCCAUAAAUGCCGGUUCCAUGAUUUCUACUUCCGUUACACCCAUUCUACGUGAAGAUGUUCAUUGUUUUGGCGAUAAAGACUGUUUUUCAUUGGCCUUUGGUGUUCCCGCUAUAUUAAUGUUGCUGUCAGUUGUUAUCUUUAUAGCCGGCAAAAAGCUUUAUGUAAUGAAACCUCCUGCUGGUAAUAUGAUUUUUGGUGUGUCUCAGUGUAUUUCGCAUGCCAUUGGAGGUUGGAGAAGAGAACGUAAAACAAGUCCACGUAAACAUUGGUUGGAUUAUGCUGAACCCAAAGUGGGACAAAAAAUGGUAUCCGAUACCAAGAUUUUGUUAAAGAUUUUAGUACUAUUCCUGCCUUUUCCCGUAUUCUGGGCUCUUUUCGAUCAACAAGGUUCCCGUUGGACUUUCCAAGCAACUCGUAUGGAUGGUGAAUUGUGGGGUUUCACCAUUAAACCCGAUCAAAUGCAGGUCAUUAAUCCUUUAUUGAUUUUGGGCUUUAUACCCAUCUUUGAUUAUGUUAUAUAUCCUCUACUGGCCAUGAUUGGCAUAAAAAGGCCAUUACAAAAAUUAACCUUGGGUGGUUUAUUGGCAGCUGGCGCCUUUAUACUCUCCGCCUUUGUCGAACUUAAAUUAGAAGCUUUGGAACCAGUUUUACCCACGGACAUGAGCUCACAAUUAAGAAUUUAUAAUGGCAUGCCUUGUCAUUAUAGUUUUAAUACCGAACUACCUCUUGGCGAUAUGAAAACCGAUAUGCAUUUGCCUUCAUUGGGUUUAUGGCAGGAACAACAGGUUAUGACUCCAAUGAUGAUGGCCUAUAAGUUUGAAGCAACAGCCGUAGACUCAAAUUGUCCAAGUGUUGCGGGUAAUAUUAAUGUGGUACCUGGAAAGGCAGUCAGUUAUUUCAUAGCCAACGAUCGCAUGCAUGAAUUUGAAGAUAAACCGGAAAAACCUAAUUUAGGAAAUCCCAUUGUCAGAGUUUUGCUUAAUAUACCCGCUAGUGAGGGUAAUUUUACUUUAGAGGACUCUAGUAGCCUUAAGACUUCCCUUACUUCGUAUAAUACUUCUCAAGCCAUUACUGUUGCUAGAGGCAAUGUAAUUUUAUCUUUGAAUGGCGUACCAUUGACAAAUGUUACGGCCAGAGCUGGAGGUGUUUAUGUCUUGAUGCUGAAUGGAAAUAAUAAGGAGGGCUUUAACUAUCAAACUCAUGUGGUAACCGAACCCAAUUCCGUACAUAUGAUGUGGCAGUUGCCACAAAUUAUCGUGAUAACAGCAGCUGAGAUUAUGUUUUCAAUCACCGGUCUGGAGUUCUCCUUUACACAAGCACCUCAGUCAAUGAAAUCGGUAUUGCAAGCCUGCUGGUUACUUUCAGUCGCGAUAGGCAACAUGUUGGUUGUGGUUAUAGCUGAAUUAAAAUUCUUUGAAUCUCAGGCCGCUGAAUUUGCCCUCUUUGCCGCACUUAUGAUAAUAGACAUGUUUAUCUUUAUGUUACUGGCCAUGCGUUAUAAAUAUGUUCAGCAUGAAGACGAUCCCGAAGAUCCUAAAACACUACCGCCACCAACCUCAUCAGCAACCACUUCCACCGAUGAAGGUAACACUGAACCUUCAUCAUCAUCGGAUGAGAAUAAUACUAAGGAGCCCAAAACGAAUCUUACUAAGGAAGCCAUUAAGAAUGGCAUUACCAAUGAGGCUUACGUUUAUAUGGAUGAAAAGUAACCAUUUGCAAGUUUUCCAAAAAAAAAAAACUGUUAUAUAAAUUGUUGCUGAACAUUUGUUUAGUUUUUAAUAGCGCAAAAAAUAUAGUUCUCUGUGAUGUACUUAUUUUUUUGAGUGUUGUGAAUUUAGGAAAGUUUUCUUUUUCGUCCCAUUAGUUUUAUAUAUUGAACUUUAGAAAAGCUUUAAAAAAGUUAACUAAAGAGUAAAUCUAGUUUAAACAUUGUUCACUUUCCUAAUUUUUUGUAUUAUUUAUCUAUUUUUUUGUAUUACAUAUUUUAUUUUACUUAUUUUUCCGAUUCAUUUAUUCUAUUACUUUUUGUUAACGUAUUUUUAUGUAUAUUUUAUUACACUUGUCUUUUUCCAUUAAAUCAAACAUUAGUUUAAGUAAUCAUAAAUGUAUGUAUAUUUUUGUAAAAUAUUUUUUUAUAUAAAUUGGGAUUAUUCACAGUUUUACUUUAACUAUUGGCUUGGUUCAAUGUUGAAAAUAUUUUAAAAGAUGUUUAAUAUUAUAUUUUACUGUUGUAGUUCUUUGAAACUGUGAGUGUCCCUUCUGUUUUCUAAUUUUCGUAAUCUCUCUUAAUAUAGUCAAUUUAUAUGCAAGUCUGUGUAAAUUAUAAUAAAACUUUUAUACAAAUUUAAGUAAUUUUUAUAAUAAAUAUUAAUGAAAUUAAAUAUUUUAUAGAAUUA
This is a messenger RNA of Lucilia cuprina (Australian sheep blowfly), 3303 nucleotides long. RefSeq names its product peptide transporter family 1 (gene yin). Gene Ontology annotation, molecular function: dipeptide transmembrane transporter activity. The record is from RefSeq and is a predicted model, not a curated record. Gene Ontology annotation, biological process: transmembrane transport; oligopeptide transport. The transcript has 6 exons. NCBI's taxonomy places the organism in Eukaryota, Metazoa, Arthropoda, Insecta, Diptera, Calliphoridae. Gene Ontology annotation, cellular component: membrane. Bases 436 to 2616 code for a protein of 726 amino acids.